AUGAGGGAUCAUCAGUUAUCUCAGGUGGUACCACUUGACCUUCCAAGCAUUCAAGGAGUCACUUUUGUGCAAACUACCGACGAUGAUAAUAAUAAUAAAGAAUGCAUAACAAUAACUGGCGAUUUGAAGCUUGACCCAGAAUUCUACGAAGAAGCAGAAGAUGGAGAGAUGAUACAACAAGAAAAAGACGAAUGGGACGAGUAG
Molecule: messenger RNA, 204 nt
Organism: Oikopleura dioica
Lineage: Eukaryota; Metazoa; Chordata; Appendicularia; Copelata; Oikopleuridae
Source: the annotation of a GenBank genome assembly